Molecule: messenger RNA, 1941 nt
Organism: Lepus europaeus (European hare)
Lineage: Eukaryota; Metazoa; Chordata; Mammalia; Lagomorpha; Leporidae
Gene: SHF
Product: Src homology 2 domain containing F
Exons: 7
Coding region: 1-1467 (488 amino acids)
Molecular function (GO): phosphotyrosine residue binding
Source: RefSeq, a predicted model, not a curated record
AUGCUACUGAGCGGAGCUCCUCCGGCGGGCUCCGGCCCGGGGCCGCGGGCGCAGGCGAGCGCUGGCGGCGGCCCGGGGGGGUCCCGCCGGGGCGCCGGGGGAGCGGGAGCCGGCCCAGGAGGGGGCGGCAGCGGCGGGGUAGCCAAGUGGCUCCGGGAGCACCUGGGCUUCCGCGGGAGUGGCGGGGGCGGCGGAGGGGGCAAACCGGCGCCCCCGGAGCCCGACUACCGCGCCCCCGCGCCCUCCCCGGCCGCGCCCCCCGCGCCGCCUCCCGACAUCCUGGCAGCCUACAGGCUGCAGCGGGAGCGCGACUUCGAAGACCCCUACUCCGGGGGGUCGUCCGGCUCUGCCGCUCUCGCCACCCCCACCGUCCCCGGCCCCACGCCGCCCCCGCGCCACGGCUCUCCCCCCCAUCGCCUUAUUCGGGUCGAGACCCCUGGGCCCCCAGCGCCCCCUUCGGAUGAGCGGAUCUCCGGACCUCCCGCGAGCAGCGACCGGUUGGCAAUCCUAGAAGACUACGCAGACCCGUUUGAUGUUCAGGAGUCUGGUGAAGGCUCAGCAGGAACUUCAGGAGCCCCAGAGAAGGUCCCUGAAAAUGACGGCUACAUGGAGCCCUAUGAGGCCCAAAAGAUGAUGGCUGAGAUCCGGGGCUCCAAGGAGACAGCAGCUCAGCCCCUGCCUCUGUACGACACGCCCUACGAGCCAGAGGAGGAGGCAGCCCCCCCUGAGGGAGAGGGGGCCCCCUGGCCCCGGGAGUCCCGCCUGCCUGAGGACGAUGAGAGGCCCCCCGAAGAGUAUGACCAGCCCUGGGAGUGGAAGAAGGAGCGGAUUUCCAAAGCCUUUGCAGUUGACAUUAAGGUCAUCAAAGACCUACCUUGGCCUCCGCCCGUGGGACAGCUGGACAGCAGCCCCUCCCUGCCUGACGGGGACAGGGACGUCUCCGGUCCAGCCUCACCCCUCCCUGAGCCCAGCCUGGAGGACAGCAGCGCCCAGUUUGAAGGACCGGAGAAGAGCUGCCUGUCACCCGGCCGAGAGGAGAAGGGGCGGCUACCUCCCCGACUCUCCAUGGGGAACCCCAAGCCAGCCAAAGCCCUAAACACGGAGCCCGGCAGCCCUCUGGGGGAGUGGACAGACCCAGCGCUGCCUCUGGAAAACCAGGUCUGGUACCACGGGGCCAUCAGCCGAACCGACGCCGAGAACCUGCUCCGGCUGUGCAAAGAGGCCAGCUACCUGGUGCGCAACAGCGAGACCAGCAAGAAUGACUUCUCGCUCUCCCUCAAGAGCAGUCAGGGCUUCAUGCACAUGAAGCUGUCGCGGACCAAGGAGCACAAGUACGUGCUGGGCCAGAACAGCCCUCCCUUCAGCAGCGUGCCCGAGAUCGUGCACCACUACGCCAGCCGCAAGCUGCCCAUUAAGGGGGCCGAACACAUGUCCCUGCUCUACCCCGUGGCCAUCCGGACUCUGUAGACGCGAGGCCAGGGCACUGUGAUAGACCUGCAGCCGGCCCUGGGCCCGCCGCCACCGGCUCCGGGCUGUGGCUCCUCCGGGGCCCAGGAGCUCACAAACCUUUCUUCCCCUUUCCCUGGGAGGGGGCGGACGCUGGAGAUUCCUUAAUUUAUUUUGAAGGGGAAGGGCCUUGGAGUAAAGGGUUUUCCGGAGCCGGGGAGAGAAAUGCUGGUCCCUGGGGGACGCGGGCUCCGGCGCCGCUGGUCUCCUAGGGAGUUUGUUGGCGGCUCCGGCCCUUCCCACCCGGGAUGCGUGCAGGGCACAGCCGGCGGCCGUCUACCGGCCUCCAGACAGCCGGCGGGCUCUGCGCAGGCGUACCCGGGGGACUGAGACGGCGCUGGGGGGUGGGGCGGACAGGGCCCAGGCCCGAGGGAGCUGUGCAGUCCCCGCGCCGCCCCGGCUCGCGGCCAGAGGCCAUAAAUAAACCCGAUCCUG